This is a messenger RNA of Eriocheir sinensis (Chinese mitten crab), 4784 nucleotides long. RefSeq names its product zinc finger protein rotund-like. The record is from RefSeq and is a predicted model, not a curated record. Bases 1790 to 4378 code for a protein of 862 amino acids. NCBI's taxonomy places the organism in Eukaryota, Metazoa, Arthropoda, Malacostraca, Decapoda, Varunidae. The transcript is spliced from 3 exons.
CAGAGAACAUCCUACCCUCAUCACAGUACAUCCCACCUCUUUCACACCACAUCCUGCCAUCGGAGCACAUCCCAUUAUCAUCACUAUCGCAGCAAAUCCCACCACUCACCCAGCACAUCCUACCUCUAUCACAGCACAUCCCACCACUAUCACAGCACAUCCCUCCAUCAUCGCAUCACAUCCCACUUUAACAGCACAUCCCUCCACUAACCAAGCACAUCCCACCACUAACCAAGCACAUCCUGCCUCUAUCACAGCUCAUCCCACCACUAUCACAGCUCAUCCCACCACUAUCACAGCUCAUCCCUCCACUAACCAAGCACAUCCUGCCUCUAUCACAGCUCAUCCCACCACUAUCACAGCUCAUCCCACCACUAUCACAGCUCAUCCCACCACUAUCACAGCUCAUCCCUCCACUAACCAAGCACAUCCCACCACUGACCAGGCACAUCCUGCCCCUGUCACAUUACAUCCCACCACUAACCAAGCACAUCCUGCCUCUAUCACAGCACAUCCCACCACUAUCACAGCUCAUCCCACCACUAAUCGAGCUCAUCCCUCCACUAACCAAGCUCAUCCUGCCUCUGUCUUAGCACAUCCCACCAAUGGCAGUGCAUUUUCCACCACCACUGCCAGCAGCAACAACAACAACAAGACCUUCACAGCAGCAUCACAUCCCACCCCGGCAAAUGCUGUCAAAACAUCAACAGGCCGUCUUGUCAAGAAGGCGAGACAAUGUUUUGAGUGCCAGGUGUGCAGGAAGAGGCUAUGGCACCGUGGCGAUUACAACCGGCACUGUGCCUCCCACCUGAGGAUACGGGUGAGGUGCCAAAAGUGUGGGAAGUUCCUCAACCCAGCAAACCUGAAGGCCCACCGGGCCAAGCACCAAAUGGAAAAGGUCAAGAGGUAUGAGUGUAAGACCUGCUUAGAGAGGUUUGACACUGAGUCUGCCCUCUAUGACCACCUCCAAGUCCACCAAGAGACUUCAUGUAAAAAGUGUAGAGCAGUUCUCCAGACCAAGGACCAACUGGAGAGGCAUGUCAGAAUCGAUCACGAAAGGAGGGAGAAGCUUCGCUGUCCGCAGUGCAAUAUGACAUUUUCGUACAAGACCACCAUGGACUACCAUGUCAGCAGAGUUCACCGGGGCAUCAAAGUUGGCUGUGUACAAUGUGGACAGCAGUUUGCCGAUGCUAGUGGUCUGAAAGAGCACCUGAAGAACAUGAUAUGCAGAAAUGAAAUACAAAGAUGAUGGCGGGAACUCAGAUAGCCCCCUUGGACAUGGGCUGCCCGUGACCACUGAAUGGGUAUACAGCGCUGGCUUCCGGUCAUGGUGGCCGUGGUUCUAUUCCCAGUCGUGGCAACGGUUAGUUCACUUGGGGGUAUGGUCUGGGCUCAGAUGAAUCUCACAUGAUUCAUAAUGAACAGAAGCUGGUAUCCAACUACCACAACUUGGGGAGGAGUGAAGUGUGAGCCACUGGCAGGUCAGGGCCUGCACGCUGAACCAUGCUGGAGGAGGUCACUACCACUUUGCUGCCUUGGAUCCUGCACUUGGUAGGACUGUCCACCAGGAUUGUUCAUUUUUGGGAAUAAGGUUGAAGCGGGCCCCUGCCUAAUCUGCAACAAGGGAGAUUGAACAGGCAAGCAAGGAGGCAAGGCACCCCACAUCUGCUGACUACUACAACUACAACUAGGCCUACUUCUGCCACCACUACUACUACUACUACAACAAAGUGGUAAUUAAGUUUGAGAAAUCUCCAUCUGAAAACCAAACCAAGAAUCAACUGGAAAGAUGGAUGAGGUGAAGAUUGAGUUCGAUGAGGAUUUUUUACGGAUGUUUGAGUGUGACGAGUGUGGGGAUGUGUUCAGUAGUCACAGCCGCCUCAUCCAGCACACCCUCUACCACAUAGGGGAGGAGGUGUUCUUGUGCGACAUAUGCGAGCAGCUGUUUCAGACCAAGGAAGUGCUGGAUCAACACAUCCUAACACAUAUCACUGCUAUAACACAUCCCACCUCUACCAUCCCUUGCCCCACCAGUGCCCAUCUCACACAUAACACAGUACAUCCCAUUAUUGAGAUAGCACAUCCCACCACUAAUAUACCAGAUUACACUACUAAAAUAGCACAUCCCCCCACUAGCAACGAAGAUCCCUCUAUCAUCACAGAACAUCCCACCACUCUUGUAGCACACCCCACCUUUAUCAAAAAACAUCUCACCACUCUCACAGCACAUCCCACCACUAACAAAGAACAUCCCUCCAACCCAGAACAACCCACCACUAUCACAACACAUCCCACCAUUAUCAAAGAACAUCCCUCCAUCAUCAGAGCACAUCCCACCACUAUCACAACACAUCCCACCACUAUCACAACACAUCCCUCCAUCACAGAACAACCUACCAUUAUCACAACACAUCCCACCAUUAUCAAAGAACAUUCUUCCAUCAUCACAGCACAUCCCACCAUUAUUACAGCACAUUCCACCACUAACCCAGCACAUCCUGCCUCUAUCACACCACUUUCCAACACUAAAACAGCACAUCCUGACUCUAUCAUUACACAUCCCACCACUAACUCAGCAUAUCCUGCCUCUAUCACAGCACAUCCCAUCACUAACCCAGCACAUCCUGACUCUAUCACUACACAUCCCACCACUAUCACAGCACAUCCCACCACUAACCCAGCACAUCCUGCCUCUAUCACAGCACAUCCCACUACUAGCACAACUCAUCCCACCAUCAUCACAGCACAUCCUACCACUAGCACAGCACACCCCACCAUUAUAAAUAAACAUCCCAUAAUCACAGCACAUCCCACCACUUUAACAGCACAUCCCACCAUUAUCAGAGAAAAUCCCACUGCCAUCACAUCACAGCCCACCACUAUCACAGCACAUCCCACCUUACUCAGAGAACAUCCUACCAUCAUCACAGUACAUCCCACCUCUUUCACAGCACAUCCUGCCAUCACAGCACAUCCCAUUAUCAUCACUAUCGCAGCAAAUCCCACCACUCACCCAUCACAUCCCACUAUCACAGCACAUCCUGACGCUAUCACAUUACAUCCCAAUGCUAAUCGAGCACAUCCCACCACCAACCAAGAACAUCCUGACUCUAUCACACUACAUCCUGCCUAUAUCACAGCACAUCCCACCACUAAUGAUCAAGCAUACCCCACCACCAACCAAGCACAUCCCACUACUAUCACAGCACAUCCCACCACUAAUCAAGCACAUCCCACCACCAACCAAACAUAUCUUGCCUCUAUCGCAGCACAUCCUACCACUAAUCGAGCACAUCCCACCACUAACCAAGCACAUCUUGCUUCUAUCACAUUACAUUCCAACAGUAAUCAAGCACAUCCUGCCUCUAUCACAGCACAUCCCACCACAACAACAGUAGAUCCCCACAAUAUCACAGCACAUCCCACCAAUGGCAGUGCACUUUCCACCACCACUGCCAGCAGCAACAACAACAACAAGACCUUCAUAGCAGCAUCACAUCCCACCCCAGCAAAUGCUGUCAAAAUAUCAACAGCUGCUCUUGCAAAGAAGGAGAGACAUUAUUUUCAGUGCCAGGUGUGCGGGAAGAGGCUAUGGAGCCGUGACAAUUACAACCAGCACUGUGCCUCCCAUGUGAGUUUAAAGGUGUGGUACCAAAAGUGUGGGAAGUACCUCAACGAUGCAAACCUGAGGAGCCACCAGGCCAGGCACCUAAAGGAAAAGGUCAAGAUGCAUAACUGUAACACAUGCAGAAAGAUGUUUACCAGUGACUCUGCUCUCUCUGACCACCUCCAAGUCCACCAAGACAAGCACCUAAAGGAAAAGGUCAUGAUGCAUAACUGUAACACAUGCAGAAAGAGCUUUACCAGUGACUCUGCCCUCUCUGACCACCUCCAAGUCCACCAAGACGGGCACCUAAAGGAAAAGGUCAAGAUGCAUAACUGUAACACAUGCAGAAAGAGCUUUACCAGUGAAACUGCCCUCUCUGACCACCUCCAAAUCUACCAAGACAGGCACCUAAAGGAAAAGGUCAAGAUGCAUAACUGUAACACAUGCAGAAAGAGCUUUACCAGUGACUCUGCCCUCUCUGACCACCUCCAAGUCCACCAAGACACUUCGUGUAAAGAGUGCACAGAAGUUUUCCAGACCAAGGACCAACUGGAGAGGCAUGUCAGAAUCGAUCACGGAAGGAGGGAGAAGCUUCACUGUUUGGAGUGCAGUAUGACAUUUUCGUACAAGACCACCAUGGACUACCAUGUCAGCAGAGUUCACCGGGGCAUCAAAGUUGGCUGUGUACAAUGUGGACAGCAGUUUGCCGAUGCUAGUGGUCUGAAAGAGCACCUGAAGAACAUGAUAUGCAGAAAUGAAAUACAUAGAUGAUGGCGGGAACUCAGAUAGCCCCCUUGGACAUGGGCUGCCCGUGACCACUGAAUGGGUAUACAGCGCUGGCUUCCGGUCAUGGUGGCCGUGGUUCUGUUCCCAGUCACAGCAACGGUUAGUUCACUUGGGGGUAUGGUCUGGGCUCAGAUGAAUCUCACAUGAUUCAUAAUGAACAGAAGCUGGUAUCCAACUACCACAACUUGGGGAGGAGUGAAGUGUGAGCCACUGGCAGGUCAGGGCCUGCACGCUGAACCAUGCUGGAGGAGGUCACUACCACUUUGCUGCCUUGGAUCCUGCACUUUGUAGGACUGUCCACCAGGAUUGUUCAUUUUUUGGAAUAAAUGAGUGAAAUUAUGAUAGAUUACACUUUUUGAUAAUGAUAAUAAAAAAAACAGAACAAUAACAA